AUGGAGACUUUUAAGAAAUUAGAGAUCACCAUACCUUUCUCUGAAGCAUUGCAACAAAUUCCUUCGUAUGCAAAGUUUUUGGAGGAUCUCCUCACGAAGAAGAAAUAUCUAGAUGAGGAAACAAUUGAAGUGCAGGGAAAGGUUCUAGUUGACUUAGGAGCUAGUAUCAAUCUAAUGGCCUUAUUUAUGCUUAAGAAGAUUUGUGGUCUGGAGGUCAAAUCGACAAAAGCAAUCUUGCAAAUGGCAAAUGGGUCCAUUAAGCAUCCUUAUGGUGUGGUAGAAGACGUGUUGGUAAAAAUUGAUAAGCUCCAAUUCCCUGUUGAUUUUGUUGUAAUGGAUAUGGGGGAAGAUGUAGAAAUGCCCCUCAUUCUUGGAAGACCAUUUAUGAAGACAACCAAAGUUGUCAUUCAUGUGGAUGAGGGAACUGUGCAAUUGAAAGACCAAGAUGAAGAGGUAACUUUUAAUGUCUUUGAUAAGGUGCAGCCAAUACAAGUAACAAAGACGAGUCCUAAAGCUAAGGACGAAGUUCACUCAGUGACUAGUCUACCUGAUAAAGUUGCCCAGCCAGUUAAGAGAAAUCAUAGUUGUUGCUUUCCAAGGAUGAAGGAAGAUGAUGGAGAUAAGGAAGAAAAACUCGUUCACCAUGACUCUGUGAUGGAAAAUAAUGAACCCUAG
Messenger RNA from Vigna angularis (adzuki bean), 675 nucleotides. RefSeq lists its product as uncharacterized. The coding region runs from base 1 to 675 and encodes 224 amino acids. The record is from RefSeq and is a predicted model, not a curated record. The transcript has 2 exons. Lineage: Eukaryota; Viridiplantae; Streptophyta; Magnoliopsida; Fabales; Fabaceae.